GGGCAAGCGCGCCCCCUGCGUCUGUUACCUUGUGAGCGCACUCCCGCGGCAGAGGAGCCGUCAGUGCGCGGUGAUCGCCGGGAGCAGAGGACGUCUCCGGGCUGCGGCGGCACCGGUCCAGCAGAACCAUGGCUUUCAGUAAAGGCUACAGGAUCUUCCACAAGCUGGACCCCCCUCCGUUCAGUGUCAUGGUCGAGACUCGGAACAAGGAGGAAUGUCUGAUGUUUGAGUCCGGAGCGGUGGCCGUUCUGUCCUCUGCAGAAAAGGAAGCCAUUAAGAGCACGUACAGUAAAGUCAUGGACGCGUAUGGCCUCCUGGGGGUUCUCCGGUUAAAUCUCGGGGACACCAUGUCGCAUUACCUGGUGGUGGUCACCGGCUGUAUGUCUGUAGGGAAGAUUCAGGACUCAGAAGUUUUUCGGGUCACCUCCACCGAGUUCUUCUCGUUAAGAAUGGAUCCAACAGACGAAGAUCGAAUAUCUGAAGUUCGCAAGGUCCUAAACUCUGGCAGUUUCUACUUUGCGUGGUCUUCUUCAGGAGUCAGUCUGGACCUCAGCCUCAAUGCUCACCGGAGCAUGCAGGAACAAAGGACCGACAACCGCUUCUUCUGGAACCAGUCUCUGCACCUACACCUGAAGCACUAUGGGGUGAACUGUGAUGACUGGCUGCUGCGCCUGAUGUGUGGGGGAGUGGAGAUCAGGACCAUUUAUGCGGCUCAUAAGCAGGCCAAGGCGUGCAUCGUAUCCCGUCUCAGCUGCGAGCGAGCCGGGACCAGGUUUAAUGUGCGCGGCACAAACGAUAACGGCCAAGUGGCGAAUUUUGUCGAGACCGAGCAGGUGAUAUACCUUGAUGACUGUGUGGCAUCAUUCAUACAGAUCCGAGGGUCCAUUCCGCUGUUUUGGGAGCAGCCUGGUUUGCAGGUUGGUUCUCACCGAGUGAGGAUGUCCAGAGGAUUCGAAGCCAAUGCCCCAGCAUUUGACAGGCAUUUCCAAACACUCAAGAGACUUUAUGGCAGACAAGUCGUGGUCAAUCUUCUCGGGUCCAAGGAAGGAGAAACGAUGCUUAGCAAGGCCUUUCAGAGUCAUCUGAAGGCGUCGGAGCACGUGUCUGAUAUCCUGAUGGUGAAUUUCGACUACCAUCAGAUGGUUCGGGGAGGCAAAGCUGAGAAACUCCAUACCAUCCUUAAGCCCAAAGUAGGCAGCUUCCUGGAGGAGUGCGGCUUCUUUUACAUGGAUAAAGAUGGCGUUCACAGAACACAGAGCGGCAGCAUAAGGACCAACUGCUUGGACUGUCUGGACAGAACCAACAGCGUCCAGGCUUUUCUUGGGCUUGAGAUGCUCUUAAAGCAGCUUGAAGCCCUUGGACUCGCAGAGAAGCCGCAGCUGGUCACCCGCUUCCAGGAAGUCUUCCGCUCCAUGUGGUCCACAAAUGGAGACUCCAUUAGUAAAAUAUACGCCGGCACUGGAGCUCUCGAGGGAAAAGCCAAGGGUGGAAAGUUGAAAGAUGGCGCACGGUCUGUUACGAGGACAAUACAGAGCAAUUUUUUUGAUGGCUCAAAACAAGAAGCAAUUGAUGUGCUGCUCCUAGGAAACACCUUAAACAGUGACUUGGCCGAUAAAGCGCGAGCUCUUCUGACCACGGGAAGUCUGCAUGCGUCUCCGAGAGUGUUGCAGGGCAUGUGUGAGAACUACUACAGGUACGCCAAACCUAGGAAGAUUCGGAUCUGUGUAGGGACCUGGAAUGUGAAUGGUGGGAAGCAAUUCCGAAGCAUCGCUUUUAAGAACCAAACGCUGACAGACUGGCUGCUGGAUGCUCCAAAAAUUGCCGGAAUCCAGGAGUUCCAAGAUAGAAGAAGCAAGCCUACAGAUAUAUUUGCCAUCGGGUUUGAGGAGAUGGUGGAACUGAAUGCAGGGAACAUUGUCAAUGCCAGCACAACCAACCAGAAGCUGUGGGCUGUCGAGCUUCAGAAGACCAUCUCCAGGGACAACAAGUAUGUUCUCCUAGCCUCGGAGCAGCUGGUCGGAGUCUGUCUCUUCGUAUUCAUAAGACCCCAGCACGCUCCUUUUAUCAGGGAUGUCGCUGUAGACACGGUGAAGACCGGCAUGGGGGGAGCAACCGGAAACAAAGGCGCAGUGGCCAUCAGGAUGUUGUUCCACACCACCAGCCUCUGCUUUGUCUGCAGUCACUUUGCAGCUGGGCAGUCCCAAGUGAAGGAGCGGAAUGAGGAUUAUCAUGAAAUAGCCCGCAAGCUUAGCUUCCCAAUGGGGAGAAUGUUGUUUUCUCAUGACUACAUCUUCUGGUGUGGAGAUUUUAACUAUCGUAUUGAUAUGCCUAACGAAGAGGUCAAAGAGCUGAUCAGGAAUCAGAACUGGGAUUCUCUCGUUGUUGGAGAUCAGUUGAUCAACCAGAAGAAUAGUGGACAGGUAUUCAGGGGUUUCUUAGAAGGAAAAGUUAAUUUUGCCCCCACCUAUAAAUAUGACUUGUUCUCUGACGAUUAUGACACAAGUGAGAAGUGCCGGACCCCUGCCUGGACAGAUCGUAUUCUCUGGAAGAGAAGAAAAUGGCCCUUUGACAGAUCAGCUGAAGACUUGGAUCUCCUGAAUUCCAGUUUACAAGAAGGGAGAAACAUUGCUUACACCUGGAAUCCAGGUUCCUUGCUGCACUACAGCAGAGCGGAGCUGAAAACCUCGGAUCACAGGCCGGUUGUUGCACUGAUCGAUGUGGACAUAUUUGAAACGGAGGCAGAAGAGCGGCAGAAGAUCUACAAGGAGGUUAUUGCAACCCAGGGGCCGCCAGAUGGCACAGUCAUGGUCUCCAUACAAAGCUCGCCCCCGCAGGAAAGCUAUUUUGACGAUAACCUGAUCGAUGAGCUGCUGCAGCAGUUUGCAGGCUACGGGGAGGUCAUACUUAUAAGGUUUGUAGAGGAUAAAAUGUGGGUUACGUUCCUUGAAGGAAGUUCUGCUCUUGCUGCUCUACACCUUAACGGCGUGGAGAUAUCAGGGAAAACGAUGAAUAUUCAGCUGAAGAACCCAGACUGGAUAGCUCAGGUGGAGGAGGAGAUGAGUUUGGAGAGGAUCACCGUCGCCUUGCCUUGUUCUACCAGCUCUACGCUGCUGGAAGAAGAUGCAGACGUUGCUGCUGACUUCGACAUGGAAGGUGACGUGGAUGACUACAGUGCAGAAGUAGAGGAAAUCCUCCCUCAGCAUUUACAGCCGUCGUCGUGCUCCACCAUGGGCUCAUCCCCUAGCUCUUCUCCGCGUUCAAGUCCGUGCCCAUCGCCCACCAUGCCAGAGGGACCCCCUCCUGCUCUGCCUGUACGUCCAAGCCGGGCACCUGCAAAGACGCCAGGACCCCCCGUCGGCUCAUCUCAAGGUUCUCCGGUGGACUUCCAGCCAGUAGUACUAAAGGAAGCUCCAUCUCUGACUCUGGAACCCAAACGAGCGCCUCCUCCAAGACCCGGGGCCCCACCGGUGCGUCCAGCUCCCCCGCAGCGUCCGCCUCCUCCAUCAGGUGCUAGAAGCCCCGCGCCAGCUAGGAAAGAGAUUGGAGGUGCGGGUGCUCCUCCCAGCCCAGGGGUAGCUCGCAGAGAUCCGGAAGUUCGUGGCCCCCCUCCUCCCCAGCUUGGAGCCCCGGUGACUGCCCCCUGUGCUUCAGUGAGGCCGACGAUACCUCCUCGUGCCGGGGUUAUUAGUGUCCCUCAGAGCCGACUUGCGCAGUCCAGACCAAAUCCUGAGGCCCCAGUGAAAGCUGCCGAGCCAGCCAAAGCAAUUCCUUCUCUUCCAGAGCCCAUGAUACCCCAAUUUGCAGUCCCCCUCCAGUCCAGCCCAACUACCCAGCCACCCUGCCAAAAACUGCAAGAACCUAUGUUACCUACCGCGUUCCAUCCUUCUUCGCAAACACCCCCAGUGCAGAGCUUAGACCCUCCACCACAACCGCCUCCUCGUAGCCGCUCUGCCCAGAAUCUGCCCUCGGAGCAGGCCCCUUCUGAACAGAACGAAGCUCAUGAAGUCGGUGGCUUUACAAGUCCGUUUAACAGUGAGCUAUUUGUGGGCUUGGCAUUUGAUCAACUUCCUAUUUUACAGCUGCCAGCGCCUAUUCACAUACCACCACCACCAUCCUCCUCAUCAUCAACAACCUCAAAGGAGCCAAUACUGUUGCCGUCUUCAUCAGCAAAUAACCUUCAUAUCCUAAAUAACAUGAAUUGCAUGCCUGCUGCUCUUCCUCCAAUCCCAGCCCGUAGCGGAUCUCGGGACAGUCUGAGGAUAUCGCCCAACCCAUUUCUCAAUAGAUCCAAUACCUUGCACACAGCAAACCCAUUCACGGAAAGAGCAGCAGAGGCACCAAACCCUUUUACGACCCAGACCACCACACCUACCAGCGUACCAGCUGGUAUAUUCGAUCAGUCUCAUUCUGUCAGCGAACCUGAGUUGCCGCAAAGCCGUCCGAUGUUUACCGUGGGUCCAGCAGAAAAAAGUCUCUCGUUGCCGCACAACUUUUCCACAAUGCCAGGCCCAAAUUCCAAAGGUUGGGUGACUUUUGAAGACACCAACUUUAUGACUAACGCAAACAGGUCAACACCCAGCAAUGGAGUGGAACUGAACCUUUCUGGAUUCGACAGCAACUGGAACACACUCCCAGCUGGAUCUUCACUGACUGCGCCUUUAAGAAAGCCACCAGCCCCUCCACGUGUCCCGUCAAGAAUAAAACUUGAACCACCCUCUGCCAAACUGCCGGCAAACCCUUCACCAAGUUUUGAUUUUGCAGACCGGUAACCAGGACGUUACAUGGCUUCUCGCACAGAACCACUAUUUUUAAUUAUCCUUAUUUUCUCGAUAUAUGUGGGCGACCCAUCCAGUGCGACUUUCUUUUUGGGAUUGGUUCUUGUAAAGUUGCAUGCUCUGCAUAAAGCCAUUUAAAGCAAACCUGUCAUCGGGACAGGACCCAUUCAGAUUUGGGCAUUUGUACAAUAUGCUAUCAAAGAUUAACUUGAGGGUGCAAAGGUCCCGGAAAACACCGGUCAAGUGGCCAAUUGAAAAAUCUUCCGAUUCUUAAGGUGGUCUGCUGAAUGGCUGAGACCUCAAAGAAGAGAGGAGCCUAUAUACUUUUUAGUUCCCUGCUUGAACUUUUAAGGGUACCGUUGUGUUAUUGGGGCUUGUCCUGGUCUCAGUUUCCCUUUAGAAUGUGGGGGAAAAAAUAUUAUUAUUUUUUUUUUAGUAGGAAACUACUAUUAUGCUUUAAGUUUACUGCAGUAACAGGUAAACCACUUCAUAUCAUUAACAUUUCCAUGUCUGAUAACUUGAUGGACACCAAAUAUUCCUAGGAAGGAGACAUUUACUGGACAUUUUUUAUGAUGUGUUUCAGAGGCUAUAGUAGAAUCAUUGGUGAGUGAAUGUCAAGCGAUUGCAGUACCACGGGUCCAAGCGUAGCUUCACUGAUAGUUUUGGGUGGACUUUCUGUGAUAUAAUGACUGGUGCAGACACCAGUAUGACCAUUUGCCACCAGUCUAUGGAUAAUCCUUCAACCAUCUUUCAUUGGUGAUGUUAAGGCGACGUUCCAGUUUCAUUGUGCUUCAGUAAUAGCAGUUGUCCAGUUUAUAAAACCCAUCUCUAUACACUCUGUCUAAGGGAAUUGUGAUUUCAUGGGGGGGGGGGUCUUCUGUUGGUAAGAAUGGAGAGCAGUUGCAAAGAGCGUCUCUUAGUCUGGAGGUCCUGUCCUGUCUGAUGUUACGCAGACAACUCAUUGAGAUCAUUGCAAUGCUUAAUUUGACCUGUGGUGGCGCUGCAGGGAAAUUGCACACUUAGAAUGGAGCUGAUGGCCCAGAAGGGGGGACACUUUUGUCAUCAGCUUAGCGUCAGGUCAUCUAGAUUAACCCUGUUGUCUCCAAUGGAAACCAGAUGCUAAUGGUAAAAUAGAACGAUCCCUUGAUUGAUCGUCAUCCAUCUGGCUUCUUAUCAGGGAACCAUGAACAGGUUAUACCACUAAAUUGAGAUUUAAGAGUCGGGCACAAUAUAUAUAUAAGUCGGGCAUUAUGUUUGACAUUGCCAUUGAUAAAAUGUGCAAUCAUUUAUAGGUGGGGGUUUGGUAUCAAGCUUGCAAACAAUAUCUACCUCUAGCAAACCAUACUGAGAGUUGUAGUCGAAGCUAAAAUAAUCUGCAUUGCUCUUUCAUAUAUGACCAACGUAUAGCAUACAGAAAAGGACAUUCUCCAUUAGGCUCGGGCUCCACAGAAACAUGGGAGCGCUAGUGAGUCGAAACCAUAGCUUCAAUGAUUUCCUAUGGCAAAAGGAAGGUAAAAAUCAUAAAGUGGCGACAUGCCACUUUUUCCCCUUAAACUCCUGGGCACGCACCCGCUGUGGGUGCAUUUACAUUAACCGUAUUUUCGGUCCAUUUUUUUGCAGAUCCCUCAAGGACCCAUUCAUUUUUCUGGGCCUUCAAAAAACGUGGACAGCUUACAGAUGACAUCCUAUGACAAAUGCGUCUGUAUGGAUGACCCCCAAAAUGAUAGAACAUGCCCUAAUCUUUUCUGUUUUGUGGACAAUAUUAGGCAUUUUUUUCAUAAAAAGUGCAGGAUGCAGACCAACCGCCUCUGUAUUUUUCAGAUCCGCAGAAACGGCCAUUUGAAUGCCCCCUUAGGGUGCAUUCACACGACCAUAUGUAUUUUGCGGUCCACAAAAAAAUACGGAUUGCGUUUCUUUUGCGGAUCCAUUGUA
Bufo bufo (common toad) is the source of this 6707-nucleotide messenger RNA. RefSeq names its product synaptojanin 1 (gene SYNJ1). The coding region runs from base 129 to 4769 and encodes 1546 amino acids. Gene Ontology annotation, biological process: brain development; synaptic vesicle endocytosis; phosphatidylinositol dephosphorylation. The record is from RefSeq and is a predicted model, not a curated record. Gene Ontology annotation, cellular component: presynapse; perinuclear region of cytoplasm. Gene Ontology annotation, molecular function: phosphatidylinositol-4,5-bisphosphate 5-phosphatase activity; RNA binding. The transcript is spliced from 30 exons. Lineage: Eukaryota; Metazoa; Chordata; Amphibia; Anura; Bufonidae.